AUGCCCGGCGUUGUGACGAGACGUGGUGUGCGCCGAGGCUUCUUCUCCGCCUUCUUCUCAGUCGAUAACCUAGCGCAAGAACUCGCUUCUAUCUCGCAACCCGCUAAUGAAACGGUGUACGUGGAGGCAGAGGAUGGCGUGUUGCGCUGCGGUAGCCCGGCACGAACGACGCUUCAGGCCGCACUUGCACCGUCACCGCCCGCCGCGGCUUUGCUGCUAGAGGUGUGUGCACCACCGAAAAUGGAUUGCUCUUCGGGAGAAGCCACUCUGCGUCUACGGCUUGCAGCUGACGCGCCACCACACGCGGAUCUUACCAUGUGGUUUGAUGAAACUACAUUGGCACUCCUCGACAUGCCUUUUCUUACACUACGAAACAUUACGGGGAAAAGGAACUACAAGUGCCACGAGUGCAGUGUCGAGUUUGACAACCCAAACCCCUUGAAAAUACAUUUGUUCUCAAAGUGCCAACCCUUCGAUGAGAUAAGGUUUUGGAAGGAAUGUGUGGAAAUACUCCGCGGAAACUCAAUAACGGCGGCCGCAACCCUGUCGACGGCAGUCGACAGAGUGGCGUUCUCAAGUCCGGCCUGGGAGUGGCGAGGCGGAAGCGACAUGGAAACUCUAGCCGCCGCCUGGGGCCGCGUGGGCCGCGGGCACGUGUGCGUGUAUUGCGGCAAGUUGUACUCUCGCAAAUACGGCCUCAAGAUCCAUAUUCGCACCCACACCGGCUACAAGCCGCUACGCUGCCGAUACUGCGCCCGACCCUUCGGCGACCCUAGCAACCUAAACAAGCACUUGAGGCUUCACGCCGCCGCUGACGCAGCUCCUUCGUCGCCGUCGCCCCACGCUUGUCCACUCUGCGGAAAAGCUCUCGCCCGUCGAAGAGACCUCGAACGACAUUUGCGUACGCACCACGCCACUGAGUCACCGGAACUUGAUACUUCCGAUUUGUCGAAGUAA
Molecule: messenger RNA, 957 nt
Organism: Pieris macdunnoughi
Lineage: Eukaryota; Metazoa; Arthropoda; Insecta; Lepidoptera; Pieridae
Source: the annotation of a GenBank genome assembly